Messenger RNA from Nomascus leucogenys (northern white-cheeked gibbon), 1506 nucleotides. RefSeq names its product multidrug resistance-associated protein 1-like. Gene Ontology annotation, cellular component: basolateral plasma membrane. The record is from RefSeq and is a predicted model, not a curated record. Gene Ontology annotation, biological process: xenobiotic transport; glutathione transmembrane transport. NCBI's taxonomy places the organism in Eukaryota, Metazoa, Chordata, Mammalia, Primates, Hylobatidae. Gene Ontology annotation, molecular function: ABC-type xenobiotic transporter activity; glutathione transmembrane transporter activity; ATP binding.
GCCAUGGACGCGUCCCUGGAGAAGAAUCCUUGCCCGGAGUCCAGCGCCUCCUUCCUGUCCAGGAUCACCUUCUGGUGGAUCACAGGGUUGAUUGUCCGGGGCUACCGCCAGCCCCUGGAGGGCAGCGACCUCUGGUCCUUAAACAAGGAGGACACAUCGGAACAAGUCGUGCCUGUUUUGGUAAAGAACUGGAAGAAGGAAUGUGCCAAGACUAGGAAGCAGCCAGUGAAGGUCGUGUACUCCUCCAAGGAUCCUGCCCAGCCGAAAGAGAGUUCCAAGGUGGAUGCGAAUGAGGAGGUGGAGGCUUUGAUUGUCAAGUCCCCACAGGAGUGGAACCCCUCCCUGUUUAAGGUGUUAUACAAGACCUUUGGGCCCUACUUCCUCAUGAGCUUCUUCUUUAAGGCCAUCCACCACCUGAUGAUGUUUUCCGGACAGCAGAUCUUAAAGUUGCUCAUCAAGUUUGUGAAUGACACGAAGGCCCCAGACUGGCAGGGCUACUUCCACACCGUGCUGCUGUUCAUCACUGCCUGCCUGCAGACCCUCGUGCUGCACCAGUACUUCCACAUCUGCUUCGUCAGUGGCAUGAGGAUCAAGACCGCUGUCAUUGGGGCUGUCUAUCGGAAGGCCCUGGUGAUCACCAAUUCAGCCAGAAAAUCCUCCACGGUCGGGGAGAUCGUCAACCUCAUGUCUGUGGACGCUCAGAGGUUCAUGGACUUGGCCACGUACAUUAACAUGAUCUGGUCAGCCCCCCUGCAAGUCAUCCUUGCUCUCUACCUCCUGUGGCUGAACCUGGGCCCUUCUGUCUUCGCUGGAGUGGCGGUGAUGGUCAUCAUGGUGCCCGUCAAUGCUGUGAUGGCAAUGAAGACCAAGAUGUAUCAGGUGGCCCACAUGAAGAGCAAAGACAAUCGGAUCAAGCUGAUGAACGAAAUUCUCAAUGGGAUCAAAGUGCUAAAGCUUUAUGCCUGGGAGCUGGCAUUCAAGGACAAGGUGCUGGCCAUCAGGCAGGAGGAGCUGAAGGUGCUGAAGAAGUCUGCCUACCUGUCGGCCGUGGGCACCUUCACCUGGGUCUGCACGCCCUUCCUGGUGGCCCUGUGCACAUUUGCCAUCUAUGUGACCAUUGACAAGAACAACAUCCUGGAUGCCCAGACAGCCUUUGUGUCUUUGGCCUUGUUCAACAUCCUCCGGUUUCCCCUGAACAUUCUCCCCAUGGUCAUCAGCAGCAUCGUGCAGGCGAGUGUCUCCCUCAAACGCCUGAGGAUCUUCUCCCAUGAGGAGCUGGAACCUGACAGCAUCGAGCGACGGCCUGUCAAAGACAGCGGGGGCACGAACAGCAUCACCGUGAGGAAUGCCACAUUCACCUGGGCCAGGGGCGACCCUCCCACGCUGAAUGGGAAAAUGGUCUCAGACAUCACACAAGCCUUCCAGAAAGAACCCAUCUGCCUCUUCUGUCUGAACUAAUGUGUAGACCCCAUUGCCACAGGCAGCAGCCCCAGCUUCUGUAGGCCC